This is a messenger RNA of Entamoeba dispar SAW760, 375 nucleotides long. RefSeq lists its product as uncharacterized. Lineage: Eukaryota; Evosea; Mastigamoebida; Endamoebidae. The coding region runs from base 1 to 375 and encodes 124 amino acids. The record is from RefSeq and is a predicted model, not a curated record. The transcript has a single exon.
AUGUACGGUAUUAAAACUGAUAAUAGACCAGACAUUUUUGAAAGUAGUGAAGAAACGGAAAUAGACGAAAACAAUGCUACGCUUAAGGAUUUAAAUAUGUUGUUUUCUGACAUUAUAGAAUUAUCUAAUAAAGCUGAUAUACUUUCACAUGGUGUUAGUAUGUCUUUUGGAGAAAAGCCAUUGUAUACUCUUAAUAAGACUAUUAUUACUCAUUUAGAUAUUAUUAAUGAAUUGAAAAAUGACAUUAAAAAGAUGGAAAAGAAAAACAGAUUAAUUAUAAGUAAAUUAAGAAGUGAAGAGAGUAAAGAAAAAGAAUUAGAGAAGAGAGUGAAAGAAGAGACAAAACCAAAGAGAAGAAAGACCGAAUUAUUAUAA